UUUUGAUUCAGUCUUUCAGAAAACGUUCGCUGAGCUUGAACACAAUCCCAAAAAAGAUAUAAAUAACAUACAUAAAUAUCGUUCGAUCAACAUUGAACGUCACCAAGGCCUCGCGAAUAUUUUUUGAAAUACUUUUCUGUUUUUUUUUGUCAAAAAUAUUUCUCAAAAAUUCACUAAAAAAAGUCAUUUGAGUGAAAUAAAAUAAACAUUUGUGCAAUAAAAAAAAGUCGAUUGUUGUAAGAUCAUUGUGAACUUAAAAUAAUUUAUCGUUUAAAAUCGAAUUGAUUGAUUUCGAUUGCGUGAUAAAAAUUGAAGGAGACAAAUAGAUUUAAAAAAAAUCGAGACGACUUCAAUUAAAAUUUCAAUUGAUUAAAGAAGCUUGAAUCAAAAAUUUAAUUGAAUUUGAAAUCGUCGAGAAGUGUGCAGAGAGAGGAGUUCAUCAUGCAGUACAGACGCUUAACUUUGUUUAACAAGCUUUCACUGUUGGCUACACUUUUAAUUACAGUUUAUGCCACAAAAGCACAAGCGGAAGAAUGCGGUCAUGAAGAGCUUAACAAAUGCUCGAAAUCUUUACAAGCCUUAAAGUCGGCCACUGAUUUGAGUUUCGCACCAAAACGUGAAGAGUUGGCUGAAUUAUGUCCUGAUCUUGAAGCUGGUUUACGAUGCAUUCGAAGCUACACUAGACGAUGUAUGACAUUACCGCAACGCCAGCAAUUUAUGAAAAUCUACAAGGGAACAGACGACGUGAUCCGAGAUUUGUGUCGAGAAGGCGACUAUCAAAAUGAAUUCCUAAAGCAUGCAGCAUGUUUACGAACGGUCAAGCCGCAACAUAAAAAAUGCGAAGAAAAGUAUCAAGAGACAAUGUUAUCACUGAAAACCCCCAGAGUCAAUCAAACGAUGCAAAAUGAACAGCAAACCGAACAAAACACAAACGAUGAUGUUAGAAAAUUCAUUCCGUGAAUAUCUUGACUGUUCGGAAGUUGUAACACGACGAACAUGCGGCGUCGAGACUGGAACAUUUAUUCGAGGCUUUCUGAAAAAGAUGUCAGCUACGUUGGAGAAAGAUUACUGCGAGGAGUAUUAUAAGCAGGGCGUUAAUCAAUGCCCCAACAUAUAUUCAUCAGCAACAUCAAUUGUUUCUUCACCAUCUGUGGUCAAAGCACUUCUCGUUUCAUUUCUCAUGGUGAUGUUGAACCUGAGAUAAAACCAUCGAGCUAGCAUCGAAUUCAAGUGAUGGGUAACUUGACUGACCGACCAUUUGUCAUGCAUAGCGAAAACAACCUGAAUGUUAAAUCCGUUCCAUUAGUUGAAAGUAUUUUUCAUCAUAUUUAUUGAGAAUCCUGGCUGAUAUGAAAUAUCUUGGUUAGAUUGAGACUGACUGCUUCAUUAUAGAGAACAAUGUUGGAAAGUCAAUUUGAAAUGAAAGAGCAAUUUAUGAGAUUGACCUCAAAGAGCUUUCAUUCAUAUCGUUUAAGAUUAAUUGGUAUUUCGAAUAUAUUCCUGGAAUUUAAGUUAUUUGUUUAGUAUUGUUAAGUUUUCCACACCAAAAAGAUAAAAAGGUAAAAUAAGAGAAAAUGAAAAUGUAAAUUAAGAUCAAUUGGGUCGAAGGAACUAACUAUAAGUAGUUAGACGCUAAGCAUAUUUAUAAUGAUUGUAAGAUUGAUGAGUAGCAUUAAGCAAGCCAUUAGAAGUAAUUGUAGAUAGUUGAGCACUUUUAAUGUUUCUUUCUCCUUUUUAUUUUGUAUACUAAAGUCUGUGAUAUGAUCAUAACAUUAAAUGAUAUAAACCAUCGGAAAGAAAAUAAAAAGAAAUCAAAUGUUUAAAUGGAAAAAAAAGAAGUUAAAA
Molecule: messenger RNA, 1845 nt
Organism: Clunio marinus
Lineage: Eukaryota; Metazoa; Arthropoda; Insecta; Diptera; Chironomidae
Source: the annotation of a GenBank genome assembly